CAGUAUCAGCAGCAGGUAGAGAUAGUAAGUCAACACGUGAGGGGAGGUGUUGGUCACGGUGGGAGGCGGCGCAUGAUACCAGCCAACACAAAACCUCCAACCUCUUUUUAUCUAUCGUGGUCUUCACUGCAGCUCUUCCUCAGGUGACAGCCCAGCAGUCAACGCUACUACCUGGAACAACAUUGUUAACAUGGGAUCAACCGGAUGACUAAUGGUAAUGACCAUCAUUAAGACCACUCACCACAGCUCUUGAGGCUCAGUGAGUAAUGGAGGAAGACUUCGGGUACGUGAAGGUGUGGCACGGCCCCGGCCCUAUACGAGACCUCUUGCAGCCUAGUAAAAAUGGAGGUGACUUCCAACAGCACUGGGAGCCACUCACACCCCGCCAGAAAGAGUGGGACACCCGUCUUGUGCGACCUGAGUCCUCACUUUACGAUAUUAAUGACAAAUAUAUGGAUGUAAAUAAUGUAUCAGUGGAUCCUAAUGAAGGCUAUGUGGAUUAUUAUGGUGCGUAUGUGGAUGAUAAUUGUGGAGAAACUAAUGGAUUGCGAUAUUCUCCCGUUGUUGAUGUCCACCUGGCCAGGUAUGGAGAGCGAGACAGACAGGUAGAACGAGAAUUCAAUACUGACACGGCCUCGGGUGAGCUGCAGAAUCAUAAUAAAGUUUUCGUUCAUACAAAUGGAGAGAAUUAUAGGUAUGGUGAGCUCCCAGGCCACCAGAGAUGGGGUGACAACUUCUCCCAUGAACGACCCCUCGGCAAACAUCAAGAGCCUUCAUAUUCUCCUCUUGUUAGGAGGAGGAGUAGUGUUGUGUUUGAAGACCAACAAGGACAACUCAUCACUCAGAAACAACCGAGGAAAUUCGGACAACAACACCAACAAGACCAACUGCCAACAAGAUAUGCUUGGGAAAACUGGAAAGUGUAUAAUCCUUCCCAAGACGUUAGGGAGUCGACCAAGCUGCACUAUGAACGAGGACGACCAAGAAGCCCUCGUCGAGCACAUGAUGAGUCAAGUUCAGCUCAUCCAUGGUACAAUUUUGCAACACCAGAAGGUGACCCACACAGAGUGACAACAGCGGUCCGCGAACCACAGGAAACUAGACAAGACCAAAGUUCUUCCACCGACCAAUCCAGAACUCAAAAUGGUAAUUCUCGCUUUAAGAGAGAGCAAUGGGUGGACCAGAGAAGGUCUAAAUCUUUGGAUCCUAACAGGGCAGACCGUCAUAAGCCAGAGUUUGUGGAAGACCGCAGGAAUCAUCAUGAAAGGUCUGAAUCCACAGAACCUCACAGACUUGACCUUCAUAUGUCCAAAUUUAUAGAAGAUUGUAGAAAUCAUCAAGGAGUGCUUGAACCUACGAAGCCUCACAGGACCGAAAAUAAACACUCAAAACCCAGAAAACAUGGUAAAGGGCAGCAAAGAAGGUCAGAGCCCAAGGAGAAUCGUCGUUGGAACCAGCAGGAAAGAUCAGAACCCAAAAUGCCAUACAUACCCCAACCAGACUAUACUUGGUACAGAAAGAAGGUUUGGAAAUAAGUAGUGUAACAUUACUGAGUUCCUGUCAUAUAUAAGAAAACUUUAAGUUACUAUAAUUUACCUGGAGAUAUGUAUAUAUGUAAACAACUACUGUACUUAAUUAUACUUAAUGAUAUUCUUCUUGUCUCAGCUGUUAAAAUGUUAAUGAUUAUACUUGACCCUGUAAAUAAUCACUAUACCUGUACAGUAAAAUGCAAUUUUGUUCUGCCAUGUAAAAGUUGGUCUCACAGGCUUGACAGCAGGUCAGGGACAGAGUGAAUACAGCACCACUGUUUACUGUAUUAACUUAACCCAUCAGUAUACAAGGAGACAGCACUGCACUCAACCACUUUCCCUUUCCCAGCAAUAAAAUUAAAUACUGUACUGUACCCACUAACAGCUCGGUGAACUGGGGUUGUGUGGGCACUGUAACUAGCGACCUGGUGAACCAAACAAACAGAAGGCCACCACAGUAUCUACUCAGCCACCACAACUCUUUAUCCUUGUGUCAUAUCUUUAUACAAAUGGUUGGAAUUGUGUAAGAAAAUGGUCUCAUGUCAAUUAUCUAUUAAAUUUUUGACUGUUUGUCUUAAUUUUAUCAAGUAAUGAAUGAAAAUAAUUGUACACUUCCUAGAGACUAUAAAUGCCUGUACCUGUACUGUGACUGAUUAAUUGGAGAUUUGAAAGAAAAACUUCCACAUCUAACAUUGUUUGUCUCUUCUGGGAUAAACAAAUGGGAAAGUGUACUAGAGGUCACAGCCUUAAAUAAAGGAGCUAUCACAUC
Homarus americanus (American lobster) is the source of this 2298-nucleotide messenger RNA. RefSeq lists its product as uncharacterized. The transcript is spliced from 2 exons. Bases 267 to 1535 code for a protein of 422 amino acids. Lineage: Eukaryota; Metazoa; Arthropoda; Malacostraca; Decapoda; Nephropidae. The record is from RefSeq and is a predicted model, not a curated record.